AUGAAGAUUCUCGGUGCUGUUUCCGCCAGCGCUUUUACUUUCUUGUUGCUCCUGGAGUCUGUUGAGCCAUCAAAUGUGUUUAAGUGUGCUUCUGGCGAUAUAUUUUAUAUGGGGGCAAUAUAUGACCUUGCAUUAAAAGCUGAAUAUCAAUUUUCGUGUCCCGAUCACCCUUUAAGUCCCGAUGGGGAAAAAUGCAAGGCCUAUUCGUUCACUAAUCCAUCGGAAAUCAGUCAGUCCUCUUCGCUCUCAGCUUAUACUAUUACUGACAAUACCCAUUUAGACUGUAUCAAUGGUAUGAUUUUAAAUGGACUGAAUGUAAAUUACAGGAGAACGAUCGGCAGAGAACACAACUAUUUUCCAAAUGAAAUCAAGGGGUUUGUUAAAUUACCUAGACAUUCAGGGUAG
Molecule: messenger RNA, 405 nt
Organism: Blumeria graminis f. sp. triticale
Lineage: Eukaryota; Fungi; Ascomycota; Leotiomycetes; Helotiales; Erysiphaceae
Source: the annotation of a GenBank genome assembly